This is a messenger RNA of Sorghum bicolor (sorghum), 1137 nucleotides long. RefSeq lists its product as uncharacterized. Bases 51 to 836 code for a protein of 261 amino acids. The transcript is spliced from 2 exons. Lineage: Eukaryota; Viridiplantae; Streptophyta; Magnoliopsida; Poales; Poaceae. The record is from RefSeq and is a predicted model, not a curated record.
UAGUACCCUACUACUUCAACAAAGCUAGCGACGCCUACUACGAGAUCGAGAUGGCAACCACCACAGCCACCGCCGCCGCGCUGAGCAUGAAGCUCCUCAUCGACCGGAAGGCGCAGCGGGUGCUGUUCGCCGAGGCGAGCAAGGAAGUCGUCGACUUCCUCUUCUCCCUCCUCGCGCUGCCCGUCGCCACCGCCGUCAAGCUCGUCGGCAAGGACGCCAUGGUCGGCUGCGUCGGCAACCUCUACGCCAGCGUCGACAAGCUCGACUCCACCUACGUGCAGGCCGGCGCCGCCAAGGACGCGCUCCUCAGCCCUACGGUGCUUUCGCCGGCAGCGACCACCAACAGCUCCCUCCUCCGCCUGCCGGAGACGUCUUCGGUGCAGCCAACAAAGACCUUCUACAGAUGCGCCCAGAGUAGCAGCUACAGCAACUGCCGCGACUACUUCACGGACGCGCACGGCAAGGCGUGCCCGUACUGUGGCCGCUCCAUGACGACGGUAGCGAAGUACCUGCCAUCGGCGGCGGGUUCCACCGGCUCCGCCCCGGUGGCGUCGCAGAGCGCGGCGGAAGGGUUCGUGCAGGGCAUCGUGACGUACACGGUGCAGGACGACCUGACGGUGACGCCCAUGUCCGCCAUCUCCAGCAUCACCCUGCUCAACACCUUCGCGGUGAGGGACCUCGGCGACCUGCAGGAGAAGACGGUGCAGCUGGGCUACAACGAGGGCUUGGCGAUCCUGAAGGCCUCCCUGCAGUCCAAGACGGUGCUCACCGAUGUGUUCCUCCACGGCAAGGCUGCGUCGUCCCCGGGCGGUCGUGCCACUCGUGCUCGUGCUUGAAGAAACACUACUACUCGUCCAAGCGCGAAUGGCGGUCUGGUUGGUCUUUUGGGAUGUUUCAAACUUGCUGCGACGUGAACGUGAUCCGUUCUAGCCUUUUGGUUUGGGUUGUACUGAACUGAUAUCAUCUGGUAGUUCAGUAGUUCUUGCCAAUCCUUGGCUUUACUGCUAGUAGUAGUAGAUUAGUAGUAGUUAAUGCUGAUCGCAUGGAUCUUUUGUUGCAAUGUCGUGCCGCAAAAGGCUUGCUGAAAAUAUGUAGAGCCUAGCUAUCUCUGUCGCCUGGUUACUGAACUUGGUACAU